GUCGGCGGCCCCGGACCCAGCCCGCGCCUCACACGGAUGGCGGCUGCGGCGCGCGGCUGCCCGCGCUGGGGCUCGCUCCUCGGGCUGCUCGGGCUGGUCUGCGCCGCAGCCACGGCUGCCUCGUGGGACCUGACUUCGCUGAGCUGCAGCUUCGGAACUUUCUGCGAAUGUGACUUCCGGCCCGACUUGAAGGGUCUGGAGUGUGACCUGGCCCAGCACCUGGCCGGCCAGCACUUGGCCAGGGCGCUGGUGGUGAAGGCACUGAAGGCCUUCGUGCAGGACCCCGCCCCCACCAAGCCGUUGGUCCUCUCCCUGCACGGCUGGAAAGGCACCGGCAAGUCCUACGUCAGCUCCCUGAUGGCGCACUACCUCUUCCGGGGCGGCCUCCACAGCCCCCAGGUGCACCACUUUUCCCCCGUUGUCCACUUCCCCCACCCCGGCCACAUGGAGCGCUACAAGAAGGAUCUUAAGAGCUGGGUCCAGGGGAACCUCACUGCCUGCGGCCGCUCCCUCUUCCUCUUCGAUGAGAUGGACGAGCUGGCCCCAGGCCUGAUGGAGGUCUUGCGACCUUUCCUGGGCCCCUCCUGGGUUGUGUACGGGACCAACUAUCGCAAAGCCAUCUUCAUCUUCAUCAGCAACACUGGUGGUGAGCAGAUCAACCGGGUGGUGCUGGAGGCGUGGCGCAGCCGCCGGGAGCGGGAGGACAUCCGCCUGCAGGAGCUGGAGCCGCUCAUCUCCCAAGCUGUGCUCGACAACCCGAACCAUGGCUUUUGGCGCUCAGGUAUCAUGGAGGAGCAUCUUCUGGAUGCGCUGGUGCCCUUCCUACCACUCCAGCGGCACCAUGUCCGGCACUGCGUGCUCAAUGAGCUGGCCCAGCUGGACCUAGAGCCCAGGGAUGAGGUCAUCCAGGCUGUGCUGGACAGCACCACCUUCUUCCCUGAGGAGGAGCAGCUCUUUUCCUCCAAUGGCUGCAAGAUGGUGGCUUCCCGAAUCGCCUUCUUCCUCUGACGUCCCAGGUGGCAUCCCUGCCCCUGGCCUGGCUGUCCUGAGGCUCUGCUAGAGGGACCCUUGUUCUGAGCCGCCUGAAUAGUGGGGCCUAGGACGCAAACGUGAAGACGAGGAGUAUGCUGACUGGCCGCGGACAAAGUGCCAGUGCAGAUCUUGGCUUCUUAACUGGCUUGAGGGCACUUUUUUUGGCCUUUGCGUCCUGUAAGGGCGCUCCUGGCUCCCCCAGAACCUCUGUGAGCCUUAACCUUGCCCUGUGGCCUGAGCCUUCUUACAAUGUGACUUGUAACUCAGGGACUGUGGCUCGUGGCUGCCCCAUCCCUCCUCAGUCUGUCACCCUGGGCACCUUACUCCUUCACCAUCCCCCAGUUCUCCACCCCCCACCCCAAGUCCCAGCAAUGCCAAGCCAGGCUGAGACUUCUCGGUCUCCGUGAAGAGAAGACCUGGUUUUUAAAGUUUUUAAUUUUGUAAAAGAAGAGAAAAAACACAAUAAACUUAGCCACGGGACCAGAAGGAUAUCGGCUGAGGUUUCUAAUUGUUCCAGAGGCAACUGCUUUGCUGAGUGCCAGUGUUUGUGGGGGCAGAAUCCCCAGAAAGAAGCAAGGGGGCUCAGUGGCGCCUUCAGACAGACGCUUAACUGCUCAAGCUGGAGUCCUGGUUAGCCUGCACGCUGCUGGGGUUUUGGCUCAGGUCCUGGGUGACUUCGCUAUUGCUGGAAUCUGGGCUUGAGCUCUGCGUCUGGGUCUGGGCGUCUGUGGUCUUGCUGGGGAUCUGGCAUUGGCCCUGGGCGAGUUCAGUGUUGCUGGGGCUCUGGCUUGAGUCAUAAAAAACCUUGCUAGAACUUCGGAUCAGUCCCCAACCUGAACCCCUUGUUCGGGCAACCUUGACCUUUCUGAACCUCUUCCUUGAGCACUGGGUCCCCUUGGUCUUGUGGAGCCUCCGAAUUUUGCCCUGAAUGGCCUGUGUCUGGCUGGGACUCUGGCCCUGGGCGGCCUCCGUCUGACUGGGACUCUGGCCCUGGGCGGCGUGUGUCUGGCUGGGACUCUGGCCCUGGACCGCCUCCGUCUUGCUGGGACUCUGGCCCUGGGUGGCCUCCGUCUUGCUGGGACUCCGGCCCUGGGCGGCGUGUGUCUGGCUGGGUCUCCGGCCCUGGGCAACCUGUGUCUUGCUGGGACUCCGGCCCUCGGCGGCCUCCGUCUUGCUGGGACUCCGGCCCUGGGCGGCCUCCGUCUUGCUGGGACUCUGGCCCUGGGCGACUUGUGUCUUGCUGGGACUCCGGCCCUGGGCGGCCUCCGUCUUGCUGGGACUCUGGCCCUGGGCGACUUGUGUCUUGCUGGGACUCCGGCCCUGGGCGACCUGUGUCUUGCUGGGACUCUGGCCCUGGGCGACUUGUGUCUUGCUGGGACUCCGGCGGCUCUGGGCGGCCUGUGUCUUGCUGGGACUCCGGCGGCCCUGGGCGACCUGUGUCUUGCUGGGACUCCGGCCCUGGGAGGCCUCCAUCUUGCUGGGACUCCGGCCCUCGGUGGCCUCCAUCUUGCUGGGACUCUCGCCCUGGGUGGCCUCCAUCUUGCUGGGACUCGGGCCCUGGGUGACCUCUGAUUUGCUGGGACUCCGGCUCUGGCCCUGGGAGGUCUCUGUCUUGCUGGGACUCCGGCUCUGGCCCUGGGAGGUCUCUGUCUUGCUGGGACUCCGGCUCUGGUCCUGGGAGGUCUCUAUCUUGCUGGGGCUCUGGCUCUGGUCCUGGGUGGCCUUGCUUUUUCUGGGGCUAUCUAUCAGGUAUUGGUCUUCCCAGUUCCCCAAGUCUGAGGAUCCAGACCUCAGCAGUGAGGAGUCGGAGAAUGUCACAAUGGUGGCUGAGGAGCUCCUGUAUUCCUGGCAGAUAGUGGACGUCUCCGUCUCUGAGAUGGACACAGCCCUGCCUGGGAAGGAUGUCCAAGAACACCCGUCAGGCUGCCUUCCUCGGACAGCUCCAGAGACAGGAUGCCUCUAGGCCUCACCCUGGCCAAAGCGGAAGGCCAUCCAGCUCCUCCAGCCCAGCCUCCCUAGGCCACCACACACAACAGGUGCGCCAGGGCUGUGAGAUAAAGGCCCACUCACCUAGCCUGGUCUCCACUCUGCUGGCUGUCCCCUGCCCUCUGUCCCCACCUCAACCAACAGCUCUCUCCUGCAGCAGUCCCCCUGCUCUGUGUGCCCCCUCCCAAGGUACUGCCUUGGCAAGGUGGUUAACCCCUACUUUUCCUUCAGGUCCUGAAGUCCUCCCUGAGCCCCCAAAGGGGGCUAAAUGCUCCUACCCUCCCCUGCUGCCCUGGCUGGCUGCCUGUCUUGGCUGGCUGGCUGUCCUGGCUGUCUGUCUACCUGCGUCUUCUUCCUUCAGGACCAAGCACCCCCCUGCAGACACUGGCGGUGCUGCCAGCCCAGCAGUGGCACCCGCACAGACUCCUGGGACAUGUUCUGGUGGCGCUGCAGUGACCGGCAGGAAGGAGGCUGGCACUGCUGUUUCUAUGCUGUGACUGUUCAUGGCCGCCCCUUCGACCUGCAGCCGCAGUCCUGGGUUUUCAUUUUUGCCCCCUCCCAGCUAGCGUCCGGUGGAUUUGGGGUAGAGGCCUGAGAGACACACUCAAGGUUUAUGGGCUGAUUUCAGGGAGAAGCCAAGGGGGUAGAGAAAGGAACAGGCCAGUCAGGAGAUCAAGGGUGGAGUGGGCAUCAACUGUGAAUGGCUUGUCGUGAGACCCGGGGACCAGGCAUCCCAGGCUCUGCGCUGAGCGCGGGCUCGCGCCACCCCUGCAAGGCUGGGUUUUUUACCCCCACUUUAGAGUCACGCUGUCAGCAGCAGAGCCGAUUUUGUUCCCAGACCAGGGGUUUCUGACCCCUGACUUUUCUCCACUCUGGUUUUGGCAGGGGCAUCUGGGACUUACAGGCCAAGCUGGAGCCUGACGAGGUCUGGUAGCUGUCAGUCAGGGACAUCACCUUGCUCGGGCCAGGUGUCGGCUUCUCCUAAGGCAGGAGACAGAUGGGGCAGCUGUGGGCUGGGGCAGGCCUGGGCCGUUGGCUGGGGCUCUGGAAGGCCAGCAGGCUCUGGGCCCCUGCGGUGGCAGUUGUCCCCAGCCUAGCGCUUCUCCAGGCUGCCAGGUUAGACUGGGUGGGGGACCUGGAGAGGCUGACUGUACUGGACGGAGAGUGGCCAGGCUAGACGGACAGUGCUGUGAGAAAGGCAGAGUCAAGAGAUGACAAGAGCCUCAGUUUCCCCAUCUUCAAAAUGCAAAUGAGUUCAAGGGCAGACAGGCUUCUGCAAGCUGUAAACCUUCAUCUGCUUCAUCCUCCCCGCAGGGGAGGGAACUGCUGCUAUGACUACUUCUUGGGCCAAGAAACCAAGGCUCUGGGCACCUAAGUGCCCUGCCCAGGGGUUCGAAGUGGGUUUGAAUCCAAGCCUAUAGGACCCCACAGCCGGGCUCUUUGCUGCUCGCCUCUGGCCUGCUCACAUCUCCUCACGCCUGCAGGGAUGUGCAGGAGGGAUGGUGGGGCGAGGGCAGAGGCAGCCAAGGUGCCAGCUCACUGUCUCCCACAGGGAGGGAGCCCCCAUAACUUCCAGGGGUAGGCGAUCAAAGUUUUGUCUUCUGUAUUCUAAGUGAGUUGUCAUGCUCGCUGUUUUCCAUUUACGGCAAGGGGCGCGGGAUUCCAUUUGCUGCAGCUGCAGAGAUUUGUCCGAAGACAAUGACUCGAUGCGUAUCCGCAGCAGAGCAGACAGACCACCGGGGCACCCGCAGCACGGAACACCCGCGCAAUGAGGGGGCAGACGGCCCGGACACUCGGCGCGCCGCAGGACAGGAGCCCGGGGCCCGUGGACACGCGUGUCUGUCCACCAGCCAGGACGCC
This is a messenger RNA of Talpa occidentalis (Iberian mole), 4878 nucleotides long. It is a transcript of the gene TOR2A, whose product is annotated as torsin family 2 member A. Gene Ontology annotation, molecular function: ATP binding; ATP hydrolysis activity. The transcript has 5 exons. Gene Ontology annotation, cellular component: nuclear envelope; endoplasmic reticulum; endoplasmic reticulum lumen. The coding region runs from base 37 to 1008 and encodes 323 amino acids. The record is from RefSeq and is a predicted model, not a curated record. Lineage: Eukaryota; Metazoa; Chordata; Mammalia; Eulipotyphla; Talpidae.